AUGGCAAUCUCUAUGAAACACUAUAGGAAAGAAAUAAUAAGUGUUUUCCCCUUUUCUGUUAAGCUGUUUUUGUUCUCUUUCCUAAUUUGGAUUAUAACCGAUUCUAACCAGGGAAGACCUGCAAGAAAAUGGGGUAAUUGUGAGUACCACAGUUUGAAAGAAAAAGUAGACCUCAGAAAUAACAGAUGCUUAGCAGAAAAAGAUAGCAAUGGUGAACCACCACCUGAGGAGGAUAACUUUGCAAAUUUAGAGGAUUACUAUGCUAUAUUAGGAGUUCCUAGAGAUGCUACAGACCUUGAAAUAAAAAAGGCCUAUAGAAAGUUAACCAUGAAAUGGCACCCAGAUAGACAUGUAGAUCCAGAGUAUAAAAAAAUUGCAGAAGAAAAAUUCAAGAUUGUGCUCGAAGCAUAUGAGGUUCUAUCAGAUGAGAAUAAAAGACAAAUUUAUGAUCUCUAUGGUGCACAAGUGUUAAAAGAAAACUACACAUUCUACGGAGAUGAUGACGCAGGAGUUAUUGGUGAACCUCCUAUGUUUUCAUUUUACAAAACGAAUAUAAAUGCCUCUGAAAUGUUGAAUAAAAUUAUAGAUCCAGUUAAGAACUUCUCAGUUAAGUCAACCUUCAAUGAAAAAUUUCAGCAAGUUUCAGAUUUUUUUAGUAACAUAAAAUCCAAGAUUAACUCCUCCGCGACCCCAGGAGGCAGUAGUUGGGAUAACACGCCUAAGUCAUACGAAGCGCCUCUUUAUGUGUCAUUAGAAGAGUUAUACCAUGGAUGCCAAAAAAAAAUAAAAGUUACGAGAAAAAGAUAUAAUGGACCCGUUUCUUAUGACGAAGAAAAAGUGCUAACUUUAGAUAUAAAACCAGGAUUAUGUGACGGAACCCAAAUUAUAUUCUAUGGUGAUGGAGAUCAGGUAUCGCCUUGGCAACAACCGGGAAAUUUAAUUUUCAAAGUAGUAACGAAAGAACAUAGCAUAUAUACAAGAGAGGGCAAUAAUCUCAUUUUUAGGUGUGUAUUAACCUUAGAUGAAGCGUUAAAUGGCUUCAAAUUUGUGCUCGUAACAUUAGAUAAUAGAGAGUUAGUUAUACGAGUAGAGGAUAUUGUUGCCCCCAAUUCUAGAAGAACAAUUCCCAACGAAGGAAUGCCUAUUUUAAAUAAUCCAUCACAAAGGGGGGAUCUAAUAAUUGAGUUUGUAAUUGUAUUCCCCACCAAUUUGAGCCCGGAAGAAAGGGAUACCCUGAAUGAUAUUUUAUGUAAUAAAGGAUGA
Molecule: messenger RNA, 1263 nt
Organism: Plasmodium coatneyi
Lineage: Eukaryota; Apicomplexa; Aconoidasida; Haemosporida; Plasmodiidae
Product: Heat shock protein
Exons: 4
Coding region: 1-1263 (420 amino acids)
Cellular component (GO): cytosol
Molecular function (GO): protein-folding chaperone binding
Source: RefSeq, a predicted model, not a curated record